This is a messenger RNA of Myotis myotis, 1716 nucleotides long. RefSeq lists its product as uncharacterized. The record is from RefSeq and is a predicted model, not a curated record. The transcript has 3 exons. The coding region runs from base 1 to 948 and encodes 315 amino acids. NCBI's taxonomy places the organism in Eukaryota, Metazoa, Chordata, Mammalia, Chiroptera, Vespertilionidae.
AUGAGCGAGGACUUGUCGGCGCCUCUGUGGCUCCUGCAGGUCACCCUCCGUAUUCUUCCUGGUGAAUUACACGUCUUCCCAGGUCUGCUCGAUCCCCCCGAGACCGCAGAGGCCAGGCGUGUGAGGUGUCAGGUGAGGGCGUCCUUCCCGGGGCUGUCUGGGGGCAGGAGGCCCUUGCCCACCAUCCACCGAUCCAAGGGCCCAGCAUCGGGCCUCACUGGCCGGAUCCUGGGUUUCUGGUUACUGCAGAGCUGGGCGUGUGCGGAGCCGGGCGUGUGCGGAGCCGGGCGUGUGCGGAGCCGGGCGUGUGCGGAGCUGGGCGUGUGCAGAGCUGGGGAGCUGGGCACAGGCCACCGCUGGCCCUCCCCUGGGAUCCGGCAGGAGCUGGAACUGAGCAGGAAGCCCCCGGGCGCUGCCUCUGGGACGUGCAGCUGCUCAGCCUGGCCUGGUGCCCGCGUCCAAGGUGGGAGGAGGGGCAGGGUUCUGCUUAGGCGGCCGAGGCCUCCCAUCCGGACCGGACUGGACCGGGGCAUCCACACUGCCAGGUGGGGGCAGGGUCUCCACAUCCCAGCGCGUCCCGGGGAGGCAGGGCUCAGAGCCCAGCUCCCUUCGCCUGCAGGGUCCCGACCUUGUGACCCUAACUGGGCCCAGGCUGCCUCGGGGACCUGCACUGUGACGCCGAUAGGAGGUCCCCUGGCACAUAUUUGCCUCCAACCAGCCCCCCUCAGUCCCAGGCUCCUCCUCAAGGAUGGGACAGAGGCCCGUGGGCGUGUGGGUCACCCUGGUGUCUGGACGUCGCUGUGGGCUGCUGUCGCGCUGGCGCUGACGGAUGUGACGGGGAGCCUCGCUGUGGAGGCGGUAACGGCCCUGGCAGCUGCGCUGAGGGUCCCACGCCCCGUGCAGGCAGCGGAGGGCCCUGCGGACACCGGGCCGGGGCUACGGGCCUGACUCGCAUUCGAUAGUAAAGCCCAGAGGGACCUGGGGGAGAGGCCCGCGGGCGCACAGGUUUGUGAGGCUUGUUCAGCCUGGAGGGAAGGAAGUGCCGCUGGCACCCCGGGGCGGGCGGGGCAGGGUUUGACCCACUGGAGCCGUGUCCGGAGGAGAGCCUGCGGGGGGCGUCGCUUUAGGGAAAGGUGAGGCUGACACCGGGGGCCUGGGACACGCGGGCGGGUCCCUAAGAAACACGGUUGUUUGAUGAAAAACCGGCCUUGGCCCCUCGGGCUGCUUCUCCCAACGGCUUCUGUUUUCCUCCCCUCACAAGUGGUUUGGCCCGAGAGCAAAGUGCUCGGACAGAAGAGCACGUCCCGCCGGGGAAUCGCCGGCCGCAGGCGGAGGCCGAGGGCCCGGCCAGAGCUGCUGAGCAGGCGUGUCCACAUGCGUGUGCCGUGUGCACGCGACGCCGUGUGAAGAAAUCCUGUGUUUUCUGAAGAGAAGGAGCGGGAGCUGGGAGUCAGACAGGCCGUGUCCUUCCUGCCGAGUCUGGGGAAUCAGCUGUGAGCAAACAGGGGCCACAUGCGGCCCCCACAGCGCCGGGACCGGGAGGCACCACGGGAGGGCGUGACGUGAGACUUCCCGGCCAGAGCGGGUCGCGGGGCGUCGCGUGGGGCCUCAGCCUCCCUGACAGCCAGUCUUCUCCCUAACUGAGCUGGCGUCUGUUUACAGCUUGUAAACUCGCCUUUGAAUGUCGAUGUCUCCUUCUCCAGACCCGGGCCCACC